GUGCUCCAGCCAGCCGUGGCUCUGUGAGUUGGAAAUUGGAAGUGAAGCGUCAAGGAGUACGCAGAGAGAGGAACACAAACCUACUCUUCACCCCUCCUCCUCCUCAAAACACCACCAUUUUCUCAUUUUUCUGAUUCAGGUUUUUUAUGCAAACAGUAGGAUAUGCACCUUUUUUCUUACUCCCUCAAAUCCAAAUGCAAUCCAUUCUCAUGAACUGAAGAAUUGGGUGGUCCUCCUCCUUCCUCAUCCAUCCAAUGCCCCAACAAAGAAGAAGAUGAUGAGAAAACCCAAACCCAUUGCCAUUAUCUGUUGUAUCAACCACCCACCUGAGCCCUUCCUCUCUCUCCUCCUCCUCAUCAAACCCUUCUCCACCUCUUCCACCACUGCCGCUGCUUCUCCUUCUCUUCCUCCAGUCCCCGAACAGCCAGUGGAUCUCUCCUCCCAGCUCUUCGCCAUUCUCUCCCGCCCCAAUUGGCAACGCCACCCUUCCCUCAAGAAACUAAUCCCCUCCAUUUCCGCUUCCCACGUCUCUUCCCUUUUCGCUCUCAAUCUCGAUCCCCAGACCGCCCUCGGCUUCUUCAACUGGAUCGCCCUCAAACCCGGUUACAGGCACACCGUCCAUUGCCAUUCCUCCUUGCUCAACAUUCUGAUCCCCAAUGGGUUCUUCCGGGUCGCCGAAAAGAUCCGAAUUUCGAUGAUCAAGGCUUCCACUUCCGCUCAGGAUGCCUUGUUUGUGCUCGAAUUUUUGCGGGGAAUGAACCGCGCACUAGAAUUCGAGUUCAAGCUCACUGUCAGGUGCUACAACUUGCUCCUAAUGUCAUUGUCAAGGUUUUCCUUGUUUGAAGAUUUGAAAACUCUGUAUUUGGAGAUGUUAGACGAUAUGGUUUCGCCGAAUUUGCAUACGUUUAAUACCAUGAUCAAUGCUUCCUGUAAAUUGGGCAAUGUGGCUGAGGCAGACUUGUAUUUUAGUAAGAUAGGGCAGGCGGGCUUGCGCCCUGAUACGUUUACGUACACUUCUUUGAUUCUGGGACAUUGUAGGAAUAAAGAUGUGGAUACUAGCUAUAGGGUUUUUAAGCUAAUGCCGCACAAGGGUUGUCAAAGAAAUGAGGUUUCCUAUACUAAUUUAAUACAUGGGUUUUGUGAGGUAGGUCGGAUUGAUGAGGCUUUCAAGUUGUUUUCUCAAAUGGGGGACGAUAAUUGUUUUCCAACUGUGCGUACAUUUACCGUUCUUAUUUGUGCAUUGUGUAAAUUGGGAAGGAAAUUAGAAGCUAUGAAUCUAUUUAAAGAGAUGACGGACAAGGGUUGUGAACCAAAUAUUCAUACUUAUACUGUGCUCAUUGAUAGUAUGUGUAAGGAAAAUAAGCUUGAUGAGGCUAGAAACUUGCUAAACAAGAUGUUGGAGAAAGGGUUGGUUCCUAAUGUUGUCACCUACAAUGCAAUGAUUGAUGGGUACUGUAAGGAGGGAACAGUUGAGGCUGCACUUGAUAUUUUGGCUUUGAUGGAAUCAAGUAAUUGUUGUCCAAAUGCUCGAACAUUCAAUGAAUUGAUUUCCGGGUUUUGUAAAAGGAAAAAUGUAUACCAGGCAAUGGCACUGCUUAAUAAGAUGAUUGAUCGGAAGCUCUUGCCAAGCCUAGUUACAUAUAAUUCAUUAAUCCAUGGGCAGUGUAAGAUAGGCCAUUUGGAUAGUGCUUAUAGGUUGGUUAAUUUGAUGAAAGAUAGUGGUUUGGUUCCUGACCAAUGGACUUAUAGUGUUCUCAUAGACACUCUCUGUAAGAGGGGGAGAUUGGAAGAAGCUCAUGCCCUGUUCGAUUCUCUCAAAGAGAAAGGCAUAAAGUCAAAUGAAGUGAUCUUUACUGCUUUGAUUGAUGGUUAUUGCAAGGUUGGGAAAGUCAGCGAUGCCCAUUCCUUGUUUGAUAGAAUGCUUGCAGAAGACUGUUCGCCAAACUCAUACACUUACAAUACCUUGAUAGAUGUGUUGUGCAAAGAAAGAAAACUGAAGGAAGCAUUAUUACUGGUGGAAAAAAUGUUAAGUAUUGGUGUGAAACCUACGGUACCUACUUAUACAAUUCUAAUUAAGCAAAUGUUGAAAGAAGGGGACUUUGACCAUGCUCAUAGGCUUUUCGACCAGAUGGUGUGUUCUGGUAAUCAACCUGACCUAUUUACUUACACUACAUUUAUUCAUGCAUAUUGCGGCAUAGGGAAUGUAGAAGAGGCAGAGAAGCUGAUGAUUAAGAUGAAUGAAGAAGGAAUUAUAGCAGACUCAUUGACUUAUACAUUAUUAAUUGAUGCAUAUGGACGUAUGGGAUUAAUUGAUUUGGCAUUUGAUGUUCUUAAGCGUAUGUCAAAUGCUUGUUGUGAUCCUUCUCACUAUACCUAUGCCUUUCUGAUCAAACAUCUUUCGAAUGAAAAGUUAAUGAAGACAAACAAUAAUAUAGUGGGACUUGAUUUGGUCCCAAAUGUCUCCUCCAUCGAUAUUACUGGUGUUUGGAAGACAAUGGAUUUUGAAAUUGCUUUAGAGCUCUUUGAAAAAAUGGUUGGGCAUGGUUGUGCACCCACUACGAACACUUAUGACAAGCUUAUAGUAGGUCUUUGCAAAGAGGGACGCUUGGACGUAGCCCAGAGGUUAUACAGUCAUAUGAGAGAGAGAGGAAUUUCUCCCAGUGAGGAUAUUUAUAAUUCUCUUCUUACUUGUUGCUGUAAGUUGCAAGUGUAUGGAGAGGCAUCAAUAUUGGUGGAUGCGAUGAUUGAGGAUGGUUAUUUACCAACAUUGGAGUCUUCAAUGUUGCUUGUAUGUGGGCUUCUUGAUCAAGAGAAGACUGAGAAGGCAAAAGCCGUUUUUCGUACUUUGCUUCGUUGUGGGUAUAACUAUGAUGAAGUAGCUUGGAAAGUUCUCCUUGAUGGUUUACUUAAGAGGGGUCUUGUCAAUAUAUGCUCUGAGCUCGUAAGCAUCAUGGAGAAGAUGGGUUGCCAGCUUCAUCCUCAGACAUAUUCGAUGUUGAUUGAGGGAAUUGAUGGACCGUAAAAUACUGAUAUUUGAUGUUGGUGUUUUCUGGGUUUUAAAUCUUUAUCAGUGAGCACUACAACCAAAGUGAUUUAAAAAAAUUAUAUUCACAGUGAUUUUGUGUAAGCGCUAUGAAUUGUGAAUACGAGUGUUUACACCUAGUUAUUUAUGUAUCGAGAGAAUGUGACACAGGAUUUGUAGUCUUUCAAGUGUUUUAUUUGCUAUGUGAAUAUACUUUCUCUUCAUUCAGCGAGUACAUAUAUCAUAUGUUUCUCUGGGAUGAGGACCUUGGCGUCGAGGAUUUUUUGACAAAAAAUGAUAUCUAGCAAUUGUUCGGGAAGAGGGACUUGAAAUAUCACCGCUUGCAGUUGGCUGCCAACUCAGAGCCGUAACGUUCAGUCAAUGCAUGCAUGAAGAAAUCAGAAGUGCAGAGCUAAUGGACAACUCUUCUCUCUCCCUUUUUGGCCCCUCUCAUGCAAUUUGAAAGGCUGAAGUACCUCCUAAGGCAAAUUGCUUUUAUGAGUAAGGAAGUCAAAAUUGGGUUGCGUCAACUCUGCACUGCAUCUUGUCUUUAUGGGGAGAUCGAACAAAAAAUGUUUCUGUCAUCGGCUCUGAAUGGUUUAUCAUAGUUUUCAUACAUGGCAUCGCAGAUGACGUUAAGGCAAGUAGCCAAGUAUCAGCCUCUUCAGGUUUUUAACUGUUUGGAAUGGCAAUGAUGACAAAUUGUCUGGUUUAUCAUGGUUUGGGUCCUACCCAUCUGUAGCAGGAGAAGCUCACCUUUGGCGUUGAUGUUCCAUGUUGUCACACUUUCCAUCUAUUCAUUUGCACAGGUGAAUAUUGCCCUACCUCCUCAAAAAAAGACUCAAAAAUCUGGAAAGAUGGAGUUAUGCGGUACAGGAGCUUAACGGUGUUUGGUUGACCAUAUCAGUUGGUGGCCAUUCUUAUACUCAAGACAAUAGAGACCAGAAAUCUGUCAUUGUGCAUGCAAAUAUCUGGUGCAGAACCAAAGGAGAACCAGCUUGGGGAGCUCAGAAGCGGUUGGAAUCCUACUCAACAGCCUUACCUGGCAUGAUGCAUCUCAAACAAUAUAUAGAACUUUCUGAUGAUAUGAUACGACAGCUGAUUAAAAGUAUUUCAAGUGUGAUUAGGAACUCCUUAACUGAUUGUGAAAUUAAAAUAUUUCUUCUCCGUAAGCUUCAAGGCGCUCCUCAUGAAAACGGCAUAAGCAUUUUUUGUUGUUGCCUCACACAUUUUUCAGUUACAUUUGGGAGAAAGUAUAUUAGUUAAUGCCGUAGCCAAAGGACAUUUUAUUCAUUUGCUGGUUUCUCUU
Messenger RNA from Prunus dulcis (almond), 4331 nucleotides. RefSeq names its product pentatricopeptide repeat-containing protein At5g65560. The coding region runs from base 275 to 3022 and encodes 915 amino acids. NCBI's taxonomy places the organism in Eukaryota, Viridiplantae, Streptophyta, Magnoliopsida, Rosales, Rosaceae. The transcript has 7 exons. The record is from RefSeq and is a predicted model, not a curated record. Gene Ontology annotation, molecular function: protein binding.